UUAUGUUGGGGAUACUGCUCCAAUUUCUGGACCUAUUGACUUUCAAAAACGUUUACAAAAUUUAAAAAUUAAAAGAAAUGAAGAAAUUACCGAUGAAAAUAAAAUCGAAAAAAAUGAAGAAUUUAAAACGGAGAAAAAUGAAAUUUCUCCAAAAGAGCGUUUAAAGAGCCUUGCAGGCAAAAGAAAAAGAAUUUAUAAUGCAUAGAGCUGAACAGGAGUCGAUAAUUACUGACGGAGGAUUAGACCAUCAAAAUACAGAAUGGGAUACUUUAAGCAAUACAACAUUAAGUGCCGAUUGUUGUAGUCAAAUUGGGGGAAGAAUAGGGUUACAACAACAAUUGCAUGAUGGGGAUGUUAGUGAAGCUAGCUUUGUUUUGGUUAAAAGAAAAUUAAAAGUAAAAAAAUUUCGAUUAUAAAUACGCAGAAAAAAUCG
Meloidogyne enterolobii is the source of this 433-nucleotide messenger RNA. The record is from the annotation of a GenBank genome assembly. NCBI's taxonomy places the organism in Eukaryota, Metazoa, Nematoda, Chromadorea, Rhabditida, Meloidogynidae.